Messenger RNA from Mesorhabditis belari, 339 nucleotides. The record is from the annotation of a GenBank genome assembly. Lineage: Eukaryota; Metazoa; Nematoda; Chromadorea; Rhabditida; Rhabditidae.
AUGGUGGCAGUAGAGAUGCUUGAAAAGGAAGGCGAGAUCGUUGAGGAUUCAUUGGUCACUGACCAAGCUCACGACACUUCGCCAGAAAAACAAUCGACAUCUGGUGCUGCUUCUCCUGAGGCUCCUAAAUCAGCUCUCGUUAAAGGCUCCAAGCAAUCCAGGAAGGCCGAAAUGAGAAAUAAACGCGAGAAGAAAAAGGAGGCCAAGGCAGUCAGUGCCAACCGGCAAUCGAUCCAAGUGAAGACCAUGGAUGAGUUUAUCAAGGAGUUGGAGUUCGCCAAGGUAAAGAAAGAUCUGAUGGCACACUUUGCAAAGAUGGAGGUCUCACCCCCACAAGAA